Heterostelium album PN500 is the source of this 600-nucleotide messenger RNA. RefSeq names its product phosphopantothenoylcysteine decarboxylase (gene ppcdc). Gene Ontology annotation, biological process: coenzyme A biosynthetic process. The record is from RefSeq and is a predicted model, not a curated record. Gene Ontology annotation, cellular component: phosphopantothenoylcysteine decarboxylase complex. The coding region runs from base 1 to 600 and encodes 199 amino acids. The transcript is spliced from 3 exons. NCBI's taxonomy places the organism in Eukaryota, Evosea, Eumycetozoa, Acytosteliales, Acytosteliaceae. Gene Ontology annotation, molecular function: FMN binding; phosphopantothenoylcysteine decarboxylase activity.
AUGAACAAUCACAAUAAUAAUAACAAUAAAAAGAACUUGAUUAUUGGUUUCACUGGAAGUGUUGCAACCAUCAAAUAUAAUCAAUUAAUUGAACAAUUACUUCCUUAUUUUAAUAUAAAAGUAAUUCUUACAAAUAAUGCUUUGCAUUUCUGUAAGGAUAUUAAACAAGAUUCGACAUACAGUGUACAUACAGAUUCAGAUGAAUGGUCAUCUUGGUCAAAGAGAGACGACCCAGUAUUACACAUUGAACUUAGAAAGUGGGCAGAUUCAAUGUUGAUUGCUCCUCUAUCUGCAAAUACACUUGCUAAGAUUGCAAAUGGAAUGGCUGAUAAUUUAUUAACAUCUGUAGUUAGAGCAUGGGAUUACAAGACAAAGGAAUUGAUAUUGGCACCUGCUAUGAACACGAUGAUGUGGGAGAAUCCAUUCACAGAGCAACAUUUGAAUACAAUGAAAUCAAUCUCUGUAAGAGUAAACAUUAUACCACCAAUCUCAAAACUAUUGAUCUGUGGAGACACUGGAAUAGGUGCAAUGGAAGAGGUAUCAAAGAUAGUAGAAAUAACAAAGAAUAUUCAUUUAAAACAACAUAUUCAUUAUGAUUAA